GUAAAAGCCUGAUGUUCAAAGGCUCGGUCUCCCUCAGACGCCAAUACUACAGUCUCUUUCAAUCGUCCCUCAGCGAAUUUACAAUGGGUCGCGGAGGCAAAAGAGGCGGACGUGGCGGUGGCAGAGGCAAAGGCCGUGGAGGUGGGGGUGGUGGUCGCGAUAGUCGCGAUAACCGUGUGAGCUACGAUAAAAUCGACAAGACCAACGAGAAGUUCGAGCGGUACUAUGAUAGCAUCAUUGAGCUGCCGCAGGAGGAGCGCGUCGAGUUCUGGGCGGCGCUGAGGAGGGACUUGCCUAACAGCUUCCGCUUCGCGGGGUCCAAAGGACAUGCCUUGGCUGUGCAGAAGCAGCUUCGUGAGCGCUACAUCCCAGAGAUCACCAAGAUCGAGCAUUACGAUGGCACGGCCGUCGAGGCCCCGCAGCCAGUCCCCUGGUACCCUGAUGAGCUCGCCUGGUGGAUGACAACGCCGAAGAACGUCGUGCGACGCUUCCCGCCCUUUGCGGCUUUCCAGAAGUACCUGGUCUCCGAGACCAGCGUCGGAAACAUCAGCAGGCAGGAGGUCGUCAGCAUGAUUCCCCCGCUUCUCAUGGGUAUUGAGCCCGGUAUGACUGUUUUGGAUAUGUGCGCGGCGCCGGGAAGUAAGGCGGCUCAGCUUUUGGAGAUGGUUCAUAAGGGGGAGGAGGCCAGGAUACGCAAUGCUCUGCGCCUGCACGCCACGGAGGACGGGAGAGAGAUCAGCCCUGGUCUCGACGUUGUUGGUGAUGAGGAUUUGAAUGUCGACUCUGAGGACUUUGGCAGGGCUACGGGCCUCCUCAUUGCCAACGAUUCCGAUUACAAGCGCAGUCACAUGUUGAUUCAUCAGCUUAAGCGCCUUUCAUCCCCGAAUCUGAUUGUUACCAACCACGACGCUACGAUUUUCCCUUCGAUCAAGCUUCCUUCGACCAAGGAGGACCCGGCCCAGAACCGCUACCUCAAGUUCGAUCGCAUUCUUGCAGAUGUGCCAUGCUCCGGAGACGGAACGUGCCGCAAGAACCCCAACCUGUGGCAAGAUUGGAGCCCUAGCAAUGCUCUUGGUCUCUACGUCACUCAAGUCCGCAUUCUUGUUCGUGCUCUUCAGAUGCUCAAGGCUGGUGGACGAGUGGUCUACUCUACCUGCAGCAUGAACCCCGUCGAGAACGAGGCAGUUGUUGCCUCGGCCAUUGAGCGCUGUGGUGGAUUGGAGAAGGUCCAGCUGAUCGACUGCAGCGACCAGUUGGUCGGACUGAAGCGCAAGGAAGGUCUCAAGAAGUGGACCAUCAUGGAUAAGUCUGGUAAGGUUUGGGAGGACUGGCCAUCUGUCGAGGCUGAGAACCAGAAGAGCGGCGCCAACCACGCCACGGCUCGCCUUGCUGAGGGCAUGUUCACUCCAACUGGCGAGGCGGCCAAGAUUCCGCUUGAGCGCUGCAUGAGAGUGUACGCGCAUCAGCAAGAUACCGGUGGUUUCUUCAUCACCGUUCUCCAGAAGAUGACCGAAUUCAAGGCAAGGCCUGAAUCUGAGGCCAAGAAGUCGGAGCCAAAGCCUGCUGUUAUCAGCAUCGUCGAGGAGAUCGAGGCUCAGCCAGAACCAGCCCCAGGCGCAAACGUGGCUCCCAAGAUCGAGGCUGCUGAUCUCCUUGAGGGUUCUACAUCAACCGACCUGGAGGAUGCAAACGUUCCCGCUGUUGCUCGCGAGAACCAAGCCAGCGACAAGCCAGAUGCUACUCUCCCAGCUAAGCGCGCCUUCGAUGACAGCGAUGCCGCCCCAUCCUCGCCAAAGAAGGCGAAGAUCGAGAGCAACGGCACCGAAGUUGAGGCCAUGAGCCUCGACAACCGCCAGGUUCACUUCCCCCCACCCCCAGGCGCCGAGCUCGACGCGACCACUCGCCCCGGCGACCUGCGCUCCGAGACCACCACCCCCGCCGCCACAACCUCCCUCCCCGCACCCGUCAAAGCCAAGGGCCGCAACCAACAGCAGUUCGAGGAGCCAUUCAAGUACAUCUCCGGCGACCACCCCGAAGUCCAAUCCAUCGAGGAAUUCUACAAGCUCUCCCAGCGCUUCCCGCGCGACCGCUUCAUGGUGCGCAAUGCGCUCGGCGAGCCCGCGAAGACGAUCUACUACACCUCUGCCCUGAUCCGCGACAUCCUUGUCGAGAACGAGGGGAAGGGUAUUAAAUUCAUCCACGGCGGCGUGCGUAUGUUCAUGAAGCAGGAUGUCCAGGGCGAGGGCGUGUGUCGCUGGCGCAUUCAGUCAGAGGGUAUGCCCAUCCUCGAAGGCUACGUCGGCGAGGGCCGCGUAGUGCGCCUUUACAAGCGCGCCACCCUGCGUAAGCUGCUGGUGGAGAUGUUCCCCAAGGUUACGGAUGGGUGCUGGAAGGAGCUUGGGGAAAUCGGGGAGCGCGUCAGGGAUAUUGGGAUGGGAUGCUGUGUGCUCCGUAUUGAGCCUAGUGAUGAAGAAGACGGGUUUAAGGAGAGGAUUGUGCUGCCGCUGUGGCGCAGCUUGCAUAGUUUGAAUUUGAUGCUGGCGAAGGAGGAUCGCACGGCGAUGUUGUUGAGGAUAUUUAACGAGAAUGUGCCGUUGGUUAAUAAUCAUCAUCCGGCGACGAGGGCGGCGGUGGUGGAUGCGGCUGUUGCGGAGGCGGAGGUUGCUGAGGCGGAGACGGAGGCGGAGGCGGCGAAUGGCAAUGGCGAGGUGGUAGAGAAGAGUGAGGAUGUUGAGAUGGAUGCUGCGGAGGCGCCUAUCGAGACGGAGGCGGGUUCGGAUCAAUUGUAAAUGUCUUGGGGGCAUUGUACGCAUAGAGUAAAAAGGCGUUUUCAUCAAUAGCUUCUGCGAUAUAAAGGAAAUAACAUUCAACUGC
Messenger RNA from Pseudogymnoascus verrucosus, 2874 nucleotides. RefSeq lists its product as uncharacterized. Gene Ontology annotation, molecular function: tRNA (cytidine-N5)-methyltransferase activity; tRNA binding. Gene Ontology annotation, cellular component: nucleus; cytoplasm. The transcript has 3 exons. The record is from RefSeq and is a predicted model, not a curated record. Bases 12 to 2789 code for a protein of 925 amino acids. Gene Ontology annotation, biological process: tRNA methylation. NCBI's taxonomy places the organism in Eukaryota, Fungi, Ascomycota, Leotiomycetes, Thelebolales, Thelebolaceae.